Caretta caretta (loggerhead turtle) is the source of this 2690-nucleotide messenger RNA. RefSeq names its product ring finger protein 32 (gene RNF32). NCBI's taxonomy places the organism in Eukaryota, Metazoa, Chordata, Testudines, Cheloniidae. Gene Ontology annotation, molecular function: protein binding. The record is from RefSeq and is a predicted model, not a curated record.
ACGCCCUAACGCCCGCAUUCCGCACUCCUCCCUCGCGCUACUUGAACUUCCGCUCUGCGUGCGCCCCGGGCUCGUUGACGUUCCGCCCGCCCACUUGCGCGGCACGCACGCAUACGCCUCGGUUUCUGCCUCGCGCAGCCGUGGGGGCGGGGGCGUGCUGUGGUAAAGCUUGGGAGUUGUGUUGCUAAGCAACCGGAUCCGGACUGUGGUGCGAGGAGCAGUCCACCAAACAGGUACAGCACUAGUGGGGGCUUUCCCUAAAAGCUCCAACAAGCAUAACUCGGCUUCAACUUGAAGAGACCACCUCCAGGAAGGAGUAGUUCAUUGUCCGUGACCUUUGCGAUUGUUGGUCUCUUUAUUGAGCCUGUCAAAAAUGAGUGCCAGUUGUGAUGGUAAUUGUAUGAUGUCUCACUGAGACAACUCCCAAAACUACAAGAUAUUACAAAAUAUGCUGUCAAUUGUCGCUGUCAAUGGAACAUCAUUAUUCUGUUUUGAAGACAAGUAGUUCAUCAGUGACUUCAGUCCAUAAUUCUAAAAACAAUUACAAGGUGCACAGGUCAUAUUUUAUGCUAAAAGAAGGCAGUUCCUCCAAACGAGAUAUUUUAGCUGUUACUGCAGUUGCUUUACAAGAUCAUAUUUUACAUAACCUUCAGCUGCAGGAUCUUUCAUUAGCAGAUCCUUUUAAGUCAAAGUUAAGGAAUAAAAAGAACAUUUACAAACCUGUGAACAAAGAGAUGGUCAGAGCAGUAGUAGAUACUGGACUAAGAAAAAAGAGCAUUCUCCACACAAAAAAGGAAGAUCCAGAAAAAGAAUAUGUCCUUGAUCCUAACCCUCCACAAUUAACAUUAGCUCAGAAAUUGGGCUUAGUUGAUCCUCCUUCCUUGCCACUAACAGCAGAAGAGUGGGAUAAAGUAAAGCAAAGAUCCAUAAAACAGGGAGAUUCUGUGCAACCUUGUGCAAUAUGUAGGGAAGAAUUUGCACUUCAACCACAGGUGCUGCUUUCAUGUUCCCAUGUAUUUCACAGAGCAUGCCUGAAAGCUUUUGAAAAGUUUGCAGGUAAAAAGACCUGUCCUUUGUGUAGAAAGAAGCAGUAUCAGACCAGAGUAAUACAUGAUGGGGCGCGUCUGUUUAAAAUAAAGUGUAUUACGAGCAGAAUCCAAGCUUGCUGGAGAGGGUAUAUUGUUAGAAAAUGGUAUAAAAACUUGAGAAAAACAGUACCUCCUCAAGAUAGCAAAUUAAGAAAAAAAUUCUUUGAAGCAAAGUUUCAGGAGAUCAGCAAUCGGUUAUUGAGUUCUUAUGACACAAACAUAGAUGAGUUUUUUUCUGAAAUUGAUUCUUCUAUAGCUGCAAGUCGAAAUGUGCUUCAACAGUUGGAGGAAAAAUUUGCCCCGUUAAUAAGCGCAACUGAAUGGGAGAAAAUACAGAUGCAGGCAUUUCGGCAAGAGAUAUUUGACUGCCCUAUUUGCAUUAUGCCACUGUGUCAUAUCACUCAUCCUCCAAGUGUCUUCUCUGAGAACAGCAAUAAUCGGUAUUCGCGCCAGACUGUUCUGCUCUCUUGUUCACAUAUGUUUCAUCAGACUUGUCUUCAAGCAUUUGAAGAGUUUUCCUUGGGAGAAAAACUUGUUUGUCCCUUAUGUCGCUCUUGUUAUCAAAAGAAAAUUCUUGAAUGUUGAUAUAAACAUGUAAACAGUCCAGAAUGAGCUACAUAAUAGAAUUUUUAAUUGGUUUAAUGAUUGAUAGCCUCACAGGAGAUUAGAUCCUUGUCAGAUCCAGUGUGAGAAAAAACACUUCUCUAUGGAUGCUGAUGCUCACUAAUAGAAAUAAAAGUUAAAUGGGCAUUGUGCUAUCAUUUCUCUGACUUGUUGCUUUUCCUUGCUCUCCACAGUCUUACCUGUCUUCUACUCCCUUUGGUUUCCCUUAUGUUCUGUUUUCCCUUCCUGGUCUUCUCCUUUCUUUAACCUCCUCCCUCUCAGAGGCACACUACCCUCUCCAUCUCCUGCACAUCCCAGGAUCCCUUUUUCUUUUCCCUUUCCUUGAGAACUCUUCCCUUUGACUCCUUUCUUCAUUCAGUGGAUUCCAUCUACAUACUCCCCACAGGAGUUACUCAUGUUGAACAACAAGAAAAGACAGAUUCCCUUGAUAGCAGCGCCCAGGCAGUUGGAAAUACCACCGAUGAGUGUGGAAGGAGAUGCAUUACUUCUUCAGCUCCUUUUAGUAGCUGAAUGCAGCUGGGCUGGCUCCUCUCCUUUAAUGGCUGGAAACCACGUUACAAGGUCAACUAUAGGCAAAUGGGAAGUACUGCAAAAUAGCCCUACUGCAAAUGUGGCUGAGUGGUCCCCAUAAAGGAACAAAUUGGUUCAGGAACUUGUCAUGACAGUGGGACCAAGUAAUAUCGUCCAGGUUAAAAGAGACCAAAAUGCAUUUAAAACCUUUCAGUUGUGGACUGUUACCCUUGAACUUUGAGUUAAGGCCUAAAAUCCCUUGAUCAAUGUCAUGCACCCAGGAGAGCCUGAAAGCUAAACUUUUGUUAAAAUGUUUCAGAUGCUUUAGGAAACUAUAUGACUCACAAUGCUGAAAAUGCUUGCGGACUGCCCAUAUUUAAAUUAGAAUGGUUUUGUGUCAAAGAUUACCGAAAAGUACUAUUGAUAACCUGUGUAUUUUUCCAUUAACUAAAAACUAAAAUUAGGAUA